GCAGAAGCAGGAGGAGGCAGGUUUGGCAGCAGGGCUCGGGACAGCGGAUUUCACGUUAAUCACGUGGCGGCGCAAGGAAAGCACGGGCUGAACCCGUAACCGGCAGCAGAACCCAACGCCCAGCGGAGCCGCCGCGCGCAGAGCCAGAACUACCCGGCGGCGCUAGCAGGACAGCUUAGCGUACUACUGCGCCUGCGCACUGUGAGGCCCAUGCUCCUGAAUCGGCCUGCGAGUAGGAAGCGUACGCAACAUGUGGGGGGGGAAGAGAAUGUUGGGCGCCAAUAGUGCGCAUGCGCUCUAAGACCACCCUUCCUCUCUGUAGGGAGAUGACGCAUGUGAGACCCUAUCCAGACCCGGGAAGGCGGAGUGUAACGUUGAGGUGGGCGGCGAAGCGCAUGCGCUGUGGGGAGACCCCCCCCCACACACCAUCGAUUGCCUGAUUGGGUGCCGAAAUUCUGUUUCCGGUUAGCUUUCCUCCAUAUCCGGGUCACUGCGCCGCGUGGCUGUUGUUAUUGGUUAACGCGCUAAUAAAGUUACACUUAAAAAAAACUAGCCAGCAGUCGUCUGACUCUCGCGCGCGUGUUGUUCCGAGCCGCCACACAACAACGGCCUGUACCGGAGCAAGAGUUAACAGUUUUGGCCAAUAGCUGCUUCAGGAAAGAUGGCUGCUUUCCGUCUACCACCUCUGCCAACUGUUAGAGAGAUUAUUAAACUGUUUGAUCUCCGAGCACAAAAGCAGCUAUCCCAGAAUUUUCUCCUGGAUUUGAGAUUGACAGAUAAGAUAGUGAGACAGGCUGGCAAGCUGAAAGAUGCCCAUGUCUGUGAGGUGGGCCCUGGGCCAGGAGGAAUUACAAGAUCCAUUCUCAGUGGUGAUGUUGCUCAACUCCUGUUAGUUGAAAAAGAUAUUCGAUUUAUUCCAGGACUGCAGAUGCUGUCUGAAGCAGCUCCGGGAAAAGUGCACAUUGUUCAUGGGGACAUUUUGACAUAUAAGAUGGAGAGAGCUUUUCCAAAACACCUUCAAAAGAAGUGGGAAGAUGAUCCACCAAACGUGCAUAUCAUUGGAAAUCUGCCGUUCAGUGUUUCAACUCCUCUGAUCAUCAGGUGGCUUGAAAAUGUUUCCAAUAGAGAUGGACCUUUUGUUUAUGGCAGAACUCGGAUGACUUUGACUUUUCAGAAGGAAGUAGCAGAGAGGCUCGCAGCCACCACAGGAAGCAGGCAACGUAGCAGACUGUCCAUCAUGUCUCAGUACCUCUGCACUGUUCAAAACUGUUUCACAAUUCCAGGUCGAGCCUUUGUUCCAAAACCAGAGGUGGAUGUGUCAGUAGUGCACUUUACCCCUUUGGUGCAACCAAAGAUACAGCAACCCUUUAAGCUGGUGGAAAAGGUCGUUAAAAGUGUUUUUCAGUUCAGAAGAAAAUACUGCUGUCGGGGAGUGGAAAUCCUGUUUCCAGAAGCUGAACGCUUGGAAAAAAGUGAACAGAUGCUGAUGUUGGCAGAUGUGGAUCCAACUCUGCGUCCAGCUCAGCUCUCCAUUUUACAUUUUAAAAACCUGUGUGAUGCAUACAGGAAAAUGUGUGAUGAAGACACAAACCUUUUCAGUUACAACUACAGGGAAGAACUGAAGCAGAAGAAGAGAAUUAGAAAAAAAGGACACUUGGAGCAGUCUGAACAGGAAGACCAGCUCUAACAUGUCAGGCACACUUUUUUCUUUUUAGAUGCACAAUCUAUAAUUGUUUUUGUAAAAGGAGACUGUUUUCAAAAAUUACACACCGAUAUACACUUUGUUGAAAUACUGGAGGAAGAGGGGCGGUUCCUAUCUUCCUUAUUUAUUCCAUUCUGCUAUACAGAAAGAGGAUGCACUGAAUAUGGGAUCCUUAACCUGCUAAGGUUUGGUGUAUUCUCCACUCUGUUUUUCAGGUCCUGAUUCAGCAAGGUAAAGUUAGACACAUGCUUCAGAACCUUCGUAAAUGGGGGCCUCUCUGAAAUGAAUGGGAGUUUUGUAUGAGUGAGAGGUGCAUUAGUGAGUCCUUAAAGUAAAAUUUUACUUACUAUUCCAGCAUAACAAACUUUAUGUGAUAGUGUUUUUCAUUUCACUCUCCUUAUCCUAGAACACUCUACUGGGCAGAAAUCUUAUAUUAAUGCACUCAAGCAAAUAGCCUCACGAAGGAUAAAGUGCACAGAAGGCCUGCUAAUACUCUUAUUUAUCCCAAACAAAAGAACUCAGUCUUGAAAGCUCCAGUAGGCGGAAGCUGUGAAUAAAGCAAGAAACUAGACAUAAUGCUCAUUUUCCUUUUACUGUACAAGUUGGUAGAGAAAAUAAAAAUACAAUCAAAUAAAAGAUUACAGUACAA
Molecule: messenger RNA, 2351 nt
Organism: Malaclemys terrapin pileata
Lineage: Eukaryota; Metazoa; Chordata; Testudines; Emydidae
Gene: TFB1M
Product: transcription factor B1, mitochondrial
Exons: 8
Coding region: 662-1687 (341 amino acids)
Biological process (GO): transcription initiation at mitochondrial promoter; rRNA methylation
Cellular component (GO): mitochondrial matrix
Molecular function (GO): mitochondrial transcription factor activity; rRNA (adenine-N6,N6-)-dimethyltransferase activity
Source: RefSeq, a predicted model, not a curated record